ACCCAAGAUAAAGGAGAAUUUAUUUCCCAAUUCCAUACACCAGCAUUUUUAAUUUUAAUUUUAAUUUCAAUUGUUCACAAAAAGUGGCUCGAAUUUCUUACAUGAUCAUUACAAAAUCCCAGAAAUGGAACUCAAAAGAUUUCCAUCAAUCUACGUUUUAUUAGUGUUUCUCUUUCUUGGAUUCAUUUACUAUGUAACAGUAUUCGUAUUUAUAGAAGAUUGGUUGGGAUUACCGAGCUUCGCUGGCUCAUUGAAUGCUCUGAUCUUCACUUUCUUGGCCUCUCUCUGUGCUUUCUCUUUCUGUAUAUGUGCUUUCACUGAUCCUGGCGGUGUCCCAUCUUCUUAUGUCCCUGAUGUCGAAGAAUAUCAAAUCUCAGAUCAAGAAACCAAGAAAACUGGUGUGCAUCGGAUGCAGUGUGAUAAGUGUUCCAUACACAGGCCUCCAAGGGCUCAUCAUUGCCGUGUCUGCAGAAGGUGUGUUCUGAAGAUGGAUCACCAUUGUAUAUGGAUUAAUAAUUGUGUGGGCCAUAGAAACUACAAGCCAUUCCUCGUCCUAAUCAUUUAUGCAACUGUGGCAAGCACCUAUUCUGCGACUAUGAUCAUAAGCUGUGUACUUCAGAAGGAUUGGAAUUCUAGUCAAAGCCUUCCUCUCAAGAUCUUUUACGUUGGUUGUGGAUUAAUGAUUGCUGGUUUAAGCCUGACACUUGGAACUUUCUUAUGCUGGCAUAUUUACCUCACUGCUCAUAAUAUGACGACUGUGGAGUAUUAUGAGGGAAAACGAGCUGCUUGGUUGGCUAGGAAAUCUGGGCUGAGCUAUCACCAUCCUUAUGAUGUUGGCUUUAGAAAAAAUGUCACCCUGGUCUUAGGUCCAAACAUGCUAAAAUGGUUGUGGCCCACAUCAUCAAGUCAUAUCAAAGAUGGACUUGACUCUCGGAGUACACGUGAUAACUCAUAACACGUCUGACAAUUUCUGAAGCUGUCAAUAUUCGUCUGUUCCAGUACCUUGGAACAUAAUCUAACAGCAGCAGAGUAGAUUAUGGAAGAAGUUUAUCAUAUUACACGUUUAUGCCCUACGCUUUAUUAUCAAGAAAGAUGCAUGGUCAUUGCUGGAGCAUUGCAGAUGAUCUAUUAUGAAAAUUGGACAAGAAAUAUAUUUCAUUGGCAUGUUUGGUAAGCUGUCUUAGAAAGUACUGGUGACAUAGAUGGGAUUUUAGCUUCUUUUUCACUAUUUAAUAUUGUCCAAUGUGAAUUACCUAGCACAUCACUAAUGCAUAAGGGCUUCUCGUUGCUCAAAGAUCCUUAUUGA
Molecule: messenger RNA, 1306 nt
Organism: Olea europaea var. sylvestris
Lineage: Eukaryota; Viridiplantae; Streptophyta; Magnoliopsida; Lamiales; Oleaceae
Product: probable protein S-acyltransferase 15
Exons: 8
Coding region: 125-955 (276 amino acids)
Molecular function (GO): palmitoyltransferase activity
Source: RefSeq, a predicted model, not a curated record